CGCCUCGCGGUCUCUCUCCACCUAUCGCGGCCGUCCGUUUUGCAGCGCACAAAUCUUGAUGCGGCUCUGAGCGAGAGGAGGGCAGGCAGACCACCCACCCCGCCGCCCGCGCGCGCGCGCGCGAGCCAUGGCCGUGGGGGUGCACCACCACCACCACAACCACAACCACAGCCGCGUGGGGGUGGCGGGGGACGGGUCGCUGUCGCCGUCGACGGCGAGGAGGCUGAGGCGGUCGCCGGCCGUGGAGAUGAGGAGGGAGCGGGAGCGGCGGCGGGCGCGGGAGCAGAGGCCGCGGUGCGGGGAGGUGGCGGGCGGGACGGCGGCGGAGUGCGCGGCCGUCUUCUGCUGCUUCCCCUUCGCCGUCGUCGAGCUCGUCGUACUCGCCGCGGUCCGCGUCCCCGCCGCGCUCUGCUGCCGCGCCGUCCGCGGCGGCCGCCGGCGCCGCGUCGUCGCCUGCCGCGCCUCCAAGGUCAAGAAGGCGGAGGCGGCGGAGUGCAAGGCCGCGCCCGCGCCCGCGCCCGAGCACGGCAUCCUCGCCGACGUGGAGAAGGAGGUCUGGGCGAGCUUCUACGGCGCCGGUUUCUGGAGAAGCCCCUCGCAGAGAGAGGACGGGAGGUGAUCGCCGCCGCCGCCGCCGCCGCCGUCUUCUUCUCCUCCUCCUCGCCACUUAAUUGGCUUCUUUAAUUCUCCUCCCUUUUCUUCGGAAAAGAGAAGAAAAAUAACUCGAUCUUGUGAUUAAUUAACUGCAAUUGACAUUUUUUUGCAAUUGCUUCUGUUCUUCUCUUUCCAAAAAUUUUGAUCAGUGAGAGGAAAGAAAUAAAGAAACCAUGUUAGCCUGAUUUGUUUUCUGUC
Oryza brachyantha (malo sina) is the source of this 852-nucleotide messenger RNA. RefSeq lists its product as uncharacterized. Lineage: Eukaryota; Viridiplantae; Streptophyta; Magnoliopsida; Poales; Poaceae. The coding region runs from base 128 to 619 and encodes 163 amino acids. The record is from RefSeq and is a predicted model, not a curated record. The transcript has a single exon.